GGUCAUAAUUUUAUUAAUUUUUGAAACCUAAUACAACCCGACUCACUAGGGGCAAUGGUAGGAAGGAGCUGGGUGGAGAAAACCUCCGGUCUUGCACCAUAAAAGAAUAUGCAAUCAGUUGUUUCUUUACAAUUUCGAGGAAUAUACAUUCAUCAAGCCAAGCAAUAUUUGGCUAAUUAGUUACAAUACAAAUCAUAUGUCUGUAUAUGUUAGGGUGAAUUCACAAAGCUGGUUCCCACUUUUGCCAAUGAAGGAAUUUGGUGAAAGUGGGAACUUCGAUUUUCUAGGUGUUCGAGUGAAAUAGUGGUAUUCGCUCGAACUGCCCCUCGGAGUUCGAGCGAACCACGUUGCGGACCUGGGUUCGCUCGAACCGUAGGUGACUUUGUACGGGCCAAAAUCAAGCCUAUUGGUUCGAGCGAAUGGGGGUUCUCUCGAACCAUAAUGGAUUCGAGCGAACCCCAUUCGCUCGAAGUACUAUUCAUUUGAACCCUCUAAUUUGAGGUUUCUCCCAAAAAUUUUCAGAAUUCUGAAGAAUUAAUGACUUCGGAGCUCUGGUUCAAAGCACGAAUGAAAUAAUCUUGAUAACCCAAAAAUAUUAGAUUGUAGUACUCAGAGCAAACUUUCCAACGAGUAUAAUUUUGUUGUAUUUUGAAUUUAUUAUGUUCUUGUUUUUUUAAUUUUAUGGAAAAUUGGUUUUUCAUUGAACAUGAACUUCUAUGUUCAAUGCAUUGGGAAAAAUAAGAAACUAAUUCAAAAAAAUUCUAAAAAAUAUCUAUGCCCCUGGUAUUGAUGUCUUCUUUCUAACAAAAAAAAUAAAAUUGAAUUUCGAUUUAUAUAGAACAAGUUAUGUGUUCAAACGUAAACCUAUGUCUAAAUUAUGACUAGUCGGCCUUCAAAACUUUAUAAAAUGAAAAAUAUUGAACAUAUUACUAUAAAACCAAAUGCAAGCCCUGGAUAUUGAUGUUACAAAGCAAAAUUCAAAAGAAUUGAGUUUUUAUCAUUUAUAGAAAAAAAGUUAUACGUUUCGGGAGGCACCUCACUCUUAAAAAAUGUAGUUUGUUGUAAAAAACUACUUUUCGAGGGAGAUGGAAAUUUUUUAAAAAAAUCAUUCAAAAAAAUUUGAAAAAAAUGUAUAUAGGAUCUACAAACAAAAUGCUAGAAAUCACUAAUUUACAUCAUCUUCAAAUUUUUAAUAGUUUAAAAGUUAUAGUUCUCGGAAGUUGAAGAUUAUUUUAAAAAUGUACAUCUUAGUGUCAAAAGUGGCAAAAAAGUGGGAACCAUUAUUGUGAGUUCACCCUACAAGGUAUUGCCAUAAAUUUGAGCUUAUGAAGUAGCAAGAUGCAUAGCCCCUAUCUGUUUAUCCCCAAUAAGGCAUUUUGUUGUUCUUUGCUUUAUCUUUCCCAUGGAAACUAAACUCUUGAAUCUCGAGUUCAUAGUAUCAAUAGUUUGUGAUAGAUGUGAUUCCCUACACUUCCAAAGCCAAAAAAUAAAACAACUUCCAAACUCUAGAUCGGCUGGUAGUCAUCAAAUAAAACCAUGCAAAUAAUCUAACUUCGUAGAGUAUUCCAAAUAAUCAUAAAGUUGAGAGGUGCCCUGACAAGCUAUCUAAAAUGAUCUUGUCAUCUGAAGCCUUGUAAGAUCCUAUAAUGCUGAAAAAUUCACAGCUCAACAGUAGGGGUUAGGCGAAAUAGAUAUCAUUAUGCACCCUAUCCAUAUCAUCUGCUAUCCUUACUCAAGCUGAAAUAAUUUUUCAGUCAUCCAAAAUGAAAUUUAAACCAUCUUGAAAAUAACAAGUCAUGUUUAGCCAUCUAUAAUAUGAAAUUUAAUCCAACCUUGAUAUGUUAACACUUAUACUCAAGACAGACUCAAGAUAGAUGGGCCAAUUAUGAAAUACUAAGAUAACCAUAAUAAGAUGCCCAUCCUUAUCAAGCAUAAAUCUCAUUAGAGAUAAGCAAUAACUUACUGAAAUCAGAGUAAAACUAACAACAAAAAAAUCUAGAAUGCCAGAGAAAUAAUAAUAUUACUUGAGAAGGAAUUAAUCAUCUACCCUUUACUGGUGCAUAUUGAAGAUAGAACCAAAGAGAUACUAUGAAUCAACCAAGAUUGAAAUCUAAAAUCUUAAAAUGCUCAAUAACCAAAGAGCCACAUAACCCCACCCAAAGGCCGAAUUACAUGAGGGCACUUUAAUUCUCCAGCAUCGUCAAUAACAACAUUUCAUAAACCAUGCAUCAAAAUUCCAAUGAAUAAAAGUAAUAAAAGUAUUUGAGAAGGAAUUAUCUCUAUCCCAGUGACCAGAAGGGAAUCAACCAGACUAUUCAUGCCUUACACACACACACACACACACACACACACAGUCCAGAAGGGAAUCAACCAGACUAUCUGCAUAUGUUAGGCCUUGCAGAUAGUAUGCAAGGGAUUGUACAGUCUGUACAGGCUUUAAAUAGCGAACUGGAUAGCUAUCAUAGUUGGCGGGAGGGAUUGCGUGCAUUUUACGUUGAUGGACUAACAUACUAACAAGUCAAUGAAUUAAAAAUAACAAAAAUGGAUUUGAAACAAUAUUUUGUGAACCCUAAGACGGGUGAAGAUAUAGAUCAGAACAAGCCACGGAUCUCAAUUCGAUGGUGUAGGCACCUAGGCAUAGCAGACACUUUUGGGAGUGAUGGUGGAUGGUCUUUGACUAUCCACCACACUCCAAUCAUGAGUUCCCGAUGUAUUUUUUGAAAAAAUUAUGGGCCGAAUUUGAUUUGGGUAAAAAGCCCAAUUACUUUGAUAUUAGACAAUUUUAGGGGGUCAGGAGAGGCGUGCCCCAGGAUAGGUCGGGAGCCAAAUUGAGCGAUAGGGUUAGAAACCAUGUGCGCGAUGAUCCCUUGGUUCCUCUUCCUACACCAGUUGUUCCAGCGCCUGCCCAUCAUCGAGCAAUGGAUUCUUCUCUUGGUUCAUUGAGUGCCAUGUCGGGCAAUUUGGUACAGCAGUUGCGCGAGGUGAGGGCUACCCCCAGCUUAGCACAUGUUUGCAUGAGCUACGGGGAUGUCUAUACGGGUCCACAGAGUGAGGCUGCCCCUAGAGGAGAUGGUGAUUUUGAUGAUGCUGAUGCUGCCCAUGGUGGUUAUGAUGAUGUCAAGGAGGCUGCACAUGUUGAUGCCAUCUCUUCAUAUAUUGAUCUCCUGUGGGCAGACGAUGAUCAACCUAUAGAGAGGAUGGAUCAUACCACAUCAUUGAGGAACCGACAUCAUGUUACCUCGAUACGUAGAGAUGUUGGUGCCCCAUUUACGGGUGCUUCGUGUAGCACCAAGGUGAGUAGUUUUUCACGUGACCCGUGGACCGCUGAGGCUCAGCCUCAUAUACCACUAGCUUCUGGAUUGUUUGAUGUUGCAUCACAUGUACACCUUCACCCAUCAGUUACUUUGCCUGCAUCACAUGUCGAUACCACUACCAAUCGAUACCACUACCAGUAUUGGUAUGGCUAUGGGAUUGAGCCAGAUGCAACCCUCGACAUUGUCAUUUGCGGACUUGACUACAACCACUUUUUUUGUUCAUGAUAGUGGACCUCCACGUACCAGUGAGGGCAUUGUAGAGCACGGUCGUAUGGAGGGUGGAGACACUGAUACUGCACAAGAGGGUGGAGAUACUGAUAUUGCACACACACAGGAUGGUGCAUCUCAGAACCACGUGCAAUAGGAUGAUUCAUCUCAGCCACUUUCACGUGGAGUGAAGAGGACUGUAGCUGAGAUGCACGCGAGUUCUUAGAUUAUAUAUUUUAGAUCAUGUCAUGUUAUUGUAUUAUGGACUUUUUAUGAUGACACUUGUUAUGUUA
Molecule: messenger RNA, 3814 nt
Organism: Cryptomeria japonica (Japanese cedar)
Lineage: Eukaryota; Viridiplantae; Streptophyta; Pinopsida; Cupressales; Cupressaceae
Exons: 7
Coding region: 2919-3539 (206 amino acids)
Source: RefSeq, a predicted model, not a curated record